GGAAGCCGAAACAGUUCCUGCCGCAGAUGGUGUGGAGUCAGAACCGGUGGUUUCUUGAGCUUGCCCUGUCCCUUUUCCAGGCUGAUUGUUAAUACAAUGACACGUGCAAACAUUGGACAGCUUCACUGCUUGAAUCAAAUCAUGUAGGAUUUGAAAGUAUAAGAGCGUUGUUCCUGCCUUUGUGCCACGUCACUUCCUCUUGACCAUAACCUUUUUAUUGCUGCUUUCUUUGAUACCCAAUCGCUUGAUAGAUAUACAUCAUGGCUUCCAUAGAUGUAGAGGAUGUGCUCUCGAAGCUCACAGAGAGGGAGAAGAUUUCAUUGCUCGCAGGAAUUGACUUCUGGCACACUCAACCUAUUCCCAAACAUGGCGUUCCCUCACUUCGACUCUCAGAUGGACCCAAUGGUGUCCGCGGCACUCGCUUCUUCAACGGCGCGCCAGCAGCUUGCUUCCCCUGCGGCACCGCCCUAGGCGCAACUUUCGACACCGCUCUCCUCGAGGAAGCCGGCCGCCUGAUGGGCCAAGAGGCUCUCGCAAAAGGCGCCCAUGUAAUCCUCGGUCCUACAAUAAACAUGCAGCGCUCACCCCUCGGCGGCCGCGGCUUUGAAUCCAUCGGCGAAGACCCUGUACUAGCUGGUUUGGGAUCCGCAGCUCUCGUGAAGGGAAUGCAGGAGAACGGCGUGGUGGCUACUAUCAAGCAUUUCGUGGGUAACGAUCAGGAGCAUGAGCGUAACAGGGUAGAUUCCAUCGUUACCGAGAGAGCGUUGAGGGAGAUCUACCUGAUGCCUUUCCAAUUGGCCGUGAGAGAUGCUUACCCCAAGUCUUUUAUGACUGCGUACAACAAGAUCAACGGCACGCAUGUUAGCGAGAACACCAGAAUCUUAAAGGAUAUCUUGAGAGGAGAGUGGGGAUGGAAGGGCUUGGUCAUGUCGGACUGGUUUGGUGUAUACUCAACAUCUAAGUCUAUCAUCGCUGGCCUGGAUCUGGAGAUGCCUGGUCCCACUCGAUUCAGAGGAGAAGCCCUGGUCCACGCCUCGACCGCAAACAAGAUUCCCGCUGGCGUCAUCGAUGAGAGAGCAAGACAAGUGCUGGAGCUGGUCAACGAGUGCGCUGCAUCAGGCGUUAAGGAGAAUGCUGAGGAGACUACCAACGACACACCGGAAACAUCAGCUUUGCUGCGCAGACUUGCUGCCGAAUCAAUCGUGUUGAUGAAGAAUGAGGGUGACAUCUUGCCGCUCAAGAAGGACAAGAAGAUUCUGGUCAUUGGUCCCAACGCAAAGGCCGCGACCUACUGUGGUGGCGGUUCUGCUUCUCUACGACCUUACUACGCCAUCACUCCUUACGAAGGCAUUGUGAACAAGGUCGGCGAAGACAACGUCGACUUCAGUAUCGGCGCCUACUCUCACAAGGAAAUGCCCAGCUUGGGAGCAGAAUGGAGAACAACAGCCGGUGAGGAUGGCGAGCAUGGAGCACUCUUCAAAGCCUACAAUGAACCUCCGGAGGACAAGAAGCGCGAAUGUGUGGACGUCCUUGGACCUUUCACAAGCACAUCUAUGAUGUUCAUGGACUACAAGAACCCGAAACUCAAGUCUGGACUCUGGUACGCUGAUAUCGAGGCAUACUAUACAGCCGACAGAGACGGCGACUAUGAACUCGGUGUCUGUGUGUACGGAUCAGCCAAGGUCUACAUCAAUGAUGAGCUCGUUCUCGACAUCACCGAGAACCAACGUCAAGGUUCUGCCUUCUUCGGUCUCGGUACCGAUGAAGACAUCUGCGCCGUACCCAUGAAGAAGGGACAGACCUACCACGUUCGUCUGGAGUUUGCUAGCGCACCCACCAGCAAGUUGACGGGAGGUAGUGUCGACUUCGGUGGCGGUGCUGUUCGUAUCGGAGGUGCCUGGAAGAUUGACGCUGAUGAGGAAGUUCGCCGUGCCGCCGAGCUCGCAAAGUCGGCUGAUCAGGUCCUCGUCUGCGCAGGUCUUAACAUGGACUGGGAGAGUGAAGGAUUCGACAGACCAGACAUGAAGCUACCGGGUCAUCUAGACCGCCUCAUCUCUGCAGUUGCAGAGGCCAACCCUCGCACAGCAGUUGUACUUCAGAGUGGCACUCCAGUCGAGAUGCCCUGGUUGAGCAAGAUCCCUGCUGUACUUCAAGCCUGGUACGGUGGUAACGAAACCGGCAACGGUAUCGCAGAUGUCGUCUUCGGCGAUGUCAACCCCUGCGGUAAGACUUCGCUGUCUUUCCCGAUCAAGAAUGAAGACAACCCUGCAUUCCUCAACUACCGCUCCGAAGCCGGUAGAGUACUAUAUGGCGAGGAUGUCUACGUUGGAUAUCGCUACUACGAUACUCUUGGUCGCCCCGUCGCUUUCCCCUUCGGUCACGGUCUCUCCUACACAAGCUUCAGCUUCGCCUCGCUCCAAAUCCAAACAUCCUCGGACGAUCUCACCGCCAAAGUCACCAUCAAGAACACAGGCAAGGUCUCAGGUGCACAGGUCGCACAACUCUACAUCUCACCCCUCUCACCCUCCAUCCGCCGCCCCACAAAAGAGCUCAAAGCCUUCAACAAGGUCUUCUUGCAACCUGGAGAAGAAGAGGUUGUUGAAUUGAAGGAAUCUCUGAAGUACGCCACCAGUUUCUGGGACGAGAGCAGAAAUGCAUGGGUCAGUGAGAAGGGUAAAUACAAGGUCAUCGUCUCUGAUAGCAGUGCUAUCGGCGAGGGUGCUGUUGAGGAGACUUUUGAGGUCGAGAAGACGAAGUGGUGGAAUGGGCUCUAGAUUAUUUUGCUCUUCCAGGUUACUCUCCCAGGUUACUUUUCAGGUAGGUUUUGGGAUUGAUAGAUUCAUCAAUUUUACUUCUCCAUGAUCAAAUUUUGAGGACGAAGUGCAGAUGGGCUUUCUGGUGAUACAGCAUGAAAAGGUUGUACCGUUGCCGUAUCUCAAUGCCAGCGCCGGCCUCAAAAUAUAUCUAUCAAAAUGCAC
Molecule: messenger RNA, 2978 nt
Organism: Aureobasidium pullulans EXF-150
Lineage: Eukaryota; Fungi; Ascomycota; Dothideomycetes; Dothideales; Saccotheciaceae
Exons: 3
Coding region: 261-2774 (837 amino acids)
Biological process (GO): glucan catabolic process
Molecular function (GO): beta-glucosidase activity
Source: RefSeq, a predicted model, not a curated record